GUCCCGAUAGGAUCAAUACCAACAGCUAAAUCCUUCUAGAGUAGAUUAUUUUGAGAUAUCAAGCAAAAUAUGUUUACUGCGUAAAUCAGACGGGUUUAUUAAAAUGCUAAUUCAUUCCUGCCAGCAGGAGGUGCUUUAAGCACGAGAAAUUAAGGUUUCCCUUAAUGGCUGUAGACGCAGCUCUUGAGUUUUCAACUUUUUUCUAACAUGCGGGAUGAAAUGAAAAUGACAUUUUCUAAAUACAAUGUAAUACAUGUAUGGGAAAACACAUCACCAUAGGCUGGUGUUCCCGAAGAAACCGUCUAUAAGCGAAGUUUGGUUUUUAAAUCCUACACGGCGCUUCAUAUUUUAGUUUUACUUCUCGUCUCUGUCAACGCUUCACACUCCUGUCCAGUUGGCGGCGGUACGGCGGCAUUUCUACUGGUGUCCCAGCCAAUGUAAGCAUCAAAAGAAGAAGAAGCAGAAGCAGCACAUAGACAAAAAAAUAUAUAUAUAAAUAUACAUAUAUAUAUACAUUAAGAUGGGACUUGUGUCUAUUCAUUCGUUUUUAAUUAAGCGAAUGACAGCAGUAGCUGAAGAAAUAUUUAACACUCUUAAAGAGAAUAUGAUUGAAUAUGAGCAGGAGAUCGAGCGCCUGAAGCAGGAGAACUGUUGUCUGAGGAGCGCACUGACUGAAACACACCAUGACACUCAGGAAGAUGCAGUUCCACAAGGUGCAGUGGGUUUAGAGCUCUCAGAAAUACAAGUAAAGAUGGAGGUUGCCACCGUGCUGUCUCACGAGCCUUUGACUCACGAAGCUUCUACUAUAACUUCAGCUCUUUCUGAAGAUUUUAAAUGGCAGGAAACUGAUCAGUCCCUCUCACUUCUGCCGAAUGUGAUGUCGAAGAAUGCAGAUCUGCUGUCAUCUGUCACAGUCAAGUCGGAGUGGUGUGAUGAUCAGACCAGUGAAUCAAACUCAUCUGCAGUGCAGUCUGGGAGGGAUUGUAACUCUGAAAUCGCAGCUCCCGAACAAGACCCUUCGUCUCCUCAACUUUGCAUUGAAACUUCUGAUGAGGUGGUACAAAAGGCAAUUAAAAAUCACCAGAAAACAUCAGUGUGCAAAAUUUGUAGCAAGUCUUUUAGCACCAAAGGAAGUUUGCAGAGACACAUGCUUGUCCACCAGAACAUGACACCUUUCUGCUGUGGUUCACGUGGCAGUCAUUUUAAAUCCAAACUCCACUUGAAAGAGCACGAGAAACUCCAUACAGAAAAACGAGUAAAGCAUCAGACAGAAGAACCAGUCAAUUCACAGCUCUCCCACGUGGAAAUAACAUGGCAGCAGGACAGUGUAAAUGUGAAUGCAAACUCACAGCAGUCUACCAGGUUAAGUCUCCGUGCUCAGGGCUCUAGGAAACUUCCUUUUCAUUGCAAGAUACGUGACAGACCAUUCAGACAUCAAAAGAGCAUGAAGAACCACAUGCUUUCGCACCAAGGUGAUCGAAACUACCCGUGUAUAUUUUGCGGCAGAAGGUUUCUUAAGAGCUGGCAUCUUGCGGAGCAUUUAAGAAUUCACACUGGAGAAAAACCAUUUGGAUGCAAUAAAUGUGGAAAAAUGUUUGUUCAGUGGAAUCAGGCCAGAUCACAUAUAAUUAAGCAUCAUGAAGGAGAUAUGUCACUGCUGUCAAAGGAAAAAAUGUAAACCUGUACAUCAUUUCUUGUGUUUACCACCUCUUUAACAAGGAAAUUAGAAUAGUAAUGUUAUUUUGAAUUUCGAAUGUCAUGUUAGACUUUUAUCUCAUUUUUUGCAAAUGUGUAUUCUUCCUUUAUCUCAUGUCUGGCAUUAAAGGUAUAGUUUACGCAAAAAUGAAAAUGACCCCAUGAUUUACUCAACCUUAAGGUGUAGCCUAUAAGACUUUCUUCUUUCAGAUGAAUACAGUCAAAAUUACAUUUAAAAAUGGCUCUUCCAAACUAUAAUGAUAGUGAAUGGGUGUUGAGGUUUUGAAGUCCAAUGAAGUGCAUCUAUUCAUAAAAAAAAGUGCUUCACAUGGAUCUGGGGGGUUAAUAAAGGGCUUCUGAAGUCAAUGCUUUUGCUAGUCUCAUAAGAACCAC
This is a messenger RNA of Puntigrus tetrazona (Sumatra barb), 2088 nucleotides long. RefSeq names its product zinc finger protein 425-like. Lineage: Eukaryota; Metazoa; Chordata; Actinopteri; Cypriniformes; Cyprinidae. The record is from RefSeq and is a predicted model, not a curated record. Bases 521 to 1678 code for a protein of 385 amino acids. Gene Ontology annotation, molecular function: RNA polymerase II cis-regulatory region sequence-specific DNA binding; DNA-binding transcription factor activity, RNA polymerase II-specific. The transcript has 3 exons. Gene Ontology annotation, biological process: regulation of transcription by RNA polymerase II. Gene Ontology annotation, cellular component: nucleus.